Molecule: messenger RNA, 1269 nt
Organism: Seminavis robusta
Lineage: Eukaryota; Bacillariophyta; Bacillariophyceae; Naviculales; Naviculaceae
Source: the annotation of a GenBank genome assembly
AUGAUGUCAUUGGCCUGCGAAACUUCGCACAGCCAAACGUCGUUGGCAGUGGGAAUGUCUCGUCAGUCGUCUCCCCGCGGUUCUCCCUCGUACCUAAAGCUACAGCAGAUUCUGUCCCAGCACAAACACUUUCACAUAGACCUGGGAGGAACUCAUCAGGGUCUAUUUGAUGUGGUGGCACAAAAUAUGGGCGCUGCUUUGCAAGGGUAUGGUUUGAAUCAGGUACUGGUAGACAAUGCAGAAUCUGAUGAUUUCAAGAGGCAAGAAGGAAUGAUCAGAGUGGAAGCUCUGUUCUCACCACACCGCAAAACCAGAGGGGACAUGACUGAACCUCUCUAUUUGCAUCAACCAAACAUGGCGGUCAUCAUAUUGCAAACGGAACAAAUAUGCUGUACGCCCUAUGGAAAAAGCGUCUUACCCUAUUUGCAACUCUGUCAUGCUUCACCUAACUGUAUACUAUGGGAGUAUGCACCCACAAACCUACAAUGGCUUCAGCAACAGGGAAUAGCCGACUCCACUGUGCUACUUCCUAUUCUGCAUCAGCAUAGAUUGAAUACUUACUACGCCUCCGCCUCCACCUCCACUACCGGUACCGGUACCGGUACCGGUACCGGCAUGUUACCCUUACACCAAAGACCCAUUGAUGUCGUCUUUUUUGGAGUCAUGACACCCAGACGAAAACAAUUACAGGCACAACUCAACCAGAUUGCGCAACAGCAGGAAUGGAACUUGGUACUGCAAGAAGUCGAGAAUUCGGGCAGUAGAUUGGACUACAUGGCCAAUGCAUACCAAAAUGCAAAGGUCUGCCUCAUCAUUCAUUCAUUCUUUGCUGACAAAAAUCCAGGAGAAUACCAUCGAUUGGCAGAACUAGCUCCUUCGGGAUGUGUUCCUGUCGUAGAAACCUUUGGGGACGUUUUAUUUUGGGAAAAUAAUAAGGAUCAAGACAACAGCAACAAAACUAACGUCAUGGAAGACUAUUAUGGUCACUGUGGUGGAGUCAUAUUUGCAACUUUGCACGAACUGGUUCCAUCGAUUCAAGCUGUCCUGUUCAGUAUCCGCCAUGACAGCAGCAACCACAAGAAUAGUCGCUUGCGAGAAGUUUUGGGGGACUCCAUGCCAGAUCUAGCCUCCAAGGUGGAAAACUUGCCUCCAAUGCAAGAUCGUUUGAAUUGGUGGAAUCAGCCGGUUCAAUGGGACCGCAUUCUCUCUAUCAUUCUGCUGGAUGACCACGACAACCAUCUUGAUGGUGACAGAACUGGUGAGCUUUGA